This is a messenger RNA of Myxocyprinus asiaticus (Chinese sucker), 2197 nucleotides long. RefSeq names its product interleukin-6 receptor subunit beta-like. Gene Ontology annotation, molecular function: protein binding. Bases 112 to 2190 code for a protein of 692 amino acids. NCBI's taxonomy places the organism in Eukaryota, Metazoa, Chordata, Actinopteri, Cypriniformes, Catostomidae. The record is from RefSeq and is a predicted model, not a curated record. The transcript is spliced from 17 exons.
GUGCUUCAUAUUGAGAAACAGUAACUGUAAAAAGUGUUGUUUCAAACAAGGUCUUUCCAGAAACCUCUCCUGCUUUUCAACACUCAAGUGGACUUUAAGUCUUGUGUGAAAAUGACAAGUAGAAGAGUUUUAUGUGUGUUGAUCUGUGCGUUCUCCUUAAGUUGCUGUGCAUCAUCUUUGAAGAGCAAUGUUAAGCCUGCUUUCAACAUUCAAGAACUCACAGUGACUGAGAAAGACUUGACGGAUUGUCGAAACUAUAAGAACGUGUGUGUGAUGGACAGCAGUGACUGCAUCUCCACAGCGACAGAUGGAAUGCUUAAAGUUUCUAGAACUCGUGCUGAGAACUUCGUGAACACAUCCUGUCAUUAUCUUUUCCACGAGAUGUCUUUCACCUGCAGAUGGAUUCAGUUGAAUAAAGACAGAAGAGAAAUCAUCAACACCUUCAUUAUCAGCCGAGCCAAGGACAUCACCCACUGCCCCUCCCUUUUAAAUCUCUAUUCUAGUUUCUAUUUAACCAUCAAAUCAAAGAAUGUUUUCAACCAAAACGUCAUAUUCUCUGCUGUCUAUAAAGUGAAACUUAAUGAAAUAAUUCAGACUCCACGGCCGGUCAUCACGUCUGUUAACACCACAGACACGUCACUGACCAUCACAUGGACCAGUGGUAAAGGUACAAUUACCAAAUGCCUCAUCCGUCACAAACAUCUCAACGAGUCAUGGACAGAGACGGCCGUUUUUCCCCCAUCUGUCGAGUCUCUUAUUGAUGGUUUACAGCCCUUCACUGAAUACAGUCUGAGCGUCUCCUGUGUUAAUGGACUCAGUCGGUGGAGCGACUGGAGCGCUGAGACACGAGUGAAGACAUCAGAGAGCCGCCCGACUGCGGCUCCUUCAGUCAGUUAUUAUGUGUCCUCAGAUAAAAAGUCCAGGAUUCGACAGCUGUGGCUCCUCUGGAAGGCUCUGGAUACCAAAGAUGCUCGAGGGCUCAUUCGAGGGUAUGAAGUGUCUUACACGCCCAUCAAACAGCCUUCUAUGAGACAGGUUGUUUACACAUCUGAUCUGAAGACAGUUGUAUCGAUAAUGACUGAGGAAUAUGAUGUCACUGUAGCCGCGUAUAACAGCGCUGGACAGUCACCGCACCGGCGAAUCCGAGUUCAUGCAGAUCUUCCUCAAGAUGUGCCGGCAGUGAAGGGUCUCUGGGUUUAUUCUGAGGGUCCCUCACUGCGACUUCACUGGGAACAUGAAUUCACCGCGGUAAAUGUGAGUGAGUUUGCCAUCGAAUGGCACUGUGCCGAAAACAAAGACUCCAGCCGCUGGGAACGAGUGAACGGCUCCACAUUUACAACCAUUCUGACAGGCAUCAGACCAGACGAGAUCUACAACAUCAGUGUUUACUCCGUUUCUGACACUCUCUGCAGCCGUUCCACAUCCAUCUCUGCUAAUCUACAGCACGGCACUCUGUUGGAUCUUGUGCGGUUUCGCCUUGUGAACGUGACUAAAUCAUCGGUGUCAGUGCAGUGGGUUUGGCAGGAGACAAAGUUGAGCAUUAAUGUGCUUCAGUACAGACUCGUGUUGAAAGGGAAACAUGACUCACAGUCUCUCCGAAUCUUUCCAAAUACACAGCAGCACUCGUUCUACAAUCUUCAGGCAAACACCAGAUACUCGGUGUUUAUACACGGAGAAACCACGACUGGAAAUUUCUCAAAGGCCAGUUUAGAUGUUAACACGCCACUUCUAGACUAUGAGGAGAUCGUAAAAUUGGCUGUUCCAGUGCUCUUCCUGGUCCUUGGCUUUGGAAUAUUCUUUAUAUUAACUAGGACUGUAUGGAAGGAAUAUUUCUUCCCAAACAUUGCAAACCCCGGCCACAGUCUGAUUGGACGCUGGCUCCUCAACCCGCAUUAUGAGGGCAGCGAUAAGAUUUGUGUGCAGCAGUUGGAUAAUUUUUUCGUGGUGGACCAACAGACAGAGAGGAACAUCAUACAUGUUGAACACUGCAUGUCUGUGGUUUCAGAAGAUGAGGAUUUGAUUCCAUCGAAGAUCUGCUCAAACUGUGAAGGUACAACUCAAACCUUGUGGAAGUCCAAUUCAGACUAUGAAGAAAACACCCAGACGCCAUCUAGUGUGACGGAGUACAUCAAUUGCCCAAUAAUACCUGCUAAUUUGGAUUAUGUUCAAAAUGGACAGAUUCCGGGUUGAGCUCUAC